AAACUCGUGAGGUAACUGUUCGCAGUUCAGCGUUUCGUUUAGUCGUGGAAACAGUGCCAACAGUGCCUCAUCUGGCACUCUGGAAGGAAUUCAUACGCCAUAUUUUGUCAAGAACUCACAAUUCCUUACAUAAACUUUUGUGAUUGAAAUUACAUAGAGGAAUAGUGUAGCGUUCGGUACCAGUUGAAGAACAAACGAAAAUCUAAUUCCACAGUUCAGUUUAUAAUUAACUUUUUGUUUGAUAACUCCGGAAGGAGUUAAAAUGCAUCAUUUAGACGUUAAAAAAUAGAUGGAAAAAAGUGAAAAAAAACAUAUAUCCGUAAAGUGAGCACGAACAAGAAGGAACAAAAUCCAAAGAGAAAGAAUUUUACAAAGUGUGAUCAUAAAGUUUAAAAUCACCUGCUGUUCAGCCGUGGUUUCUCGAACAAGAAAACAAGAGGAGCAGCAUUAAGAAAGAAAGAAAGAAAGAAAGAAAAAAUGGCGACGAAAACGAAAACAAUAGCGUCCUUUUGGUUAUUCACUUUGUUGCUGAUCAAAGUAUCGAUAAGCCCUUCGGCCUCUGAGGAACCAGUGGUCCUCUGGGACAACGAGCCAUUGGAGACGAUUCCUGACGCAGACGUUGGCGCUGGGACUGACGCAGACGUUGGCACUGACGCUGACGCUGGCGCUGGGGCUGAUGCUGGCGCAGACGCUGACGCAGAGGACACCAGCGACACCCCGAUCGAGUUCCUCGACGUCACGGAUCUGAGGGACGGUCUGAAUGACUGGAACUUCCUCGGAAUGUGGUCCAAGUACGACCUCAGCGACCUUCAGGAGGAGCACAAGCUCGUGCCCGAGAAUCCUGAGAGGGACGAUCAGGCUGUGUUGAUUUGCCACACUAUACCGAUGGGCAGCGUCCUGGAAAAGAAGUUUCCAGCCCUGGAGAACGGCUCGCUGAUCCUGAGCUAUUACAUCGCGGCCAAGGCGAACUUCAGUAUGCUCGGUCAGGCGAUAGAUUUAGCCAUCGACAAGACGCAAGAAAUCUUCAACUACUCGUUCCCCCACGACCUGGCAGAGCACAAUAACACCUGGGUCAUGGAAAGUUUCAAGCUGCUAAAUUUUUCGAAUGAAUUUAAGGUGAAAUUUACCUUAGUUGGGGAUGCCAACGGGCUGUGGGCGACGGACGAAAUCGAAGUGCGGGGAUUCAAGCCUAAAUCAUCUCCCAUUGUUAUCCCCGGGUUACCUGAGCCCGGAGACAACUCCACUGACAUUGUGGUACCUGGCAUUCACCCGACUCAUCCCACCGGCGUCGAGGGCAACGUCACUGUCGACGUCGACGCAACGACAGAGGGGAGUAAUAUCAACUCAGGCAACGAGACAUCGAGUAAUGGAACGGACGCCGGCGUUAAUGGGACCGGCACCAAUGUCAAUGGGACAGAUAAUGGUGACAACACCACCGACGGGCCGGACAAAGCGGUUCCAGGUCCUUCGGCGUUUGAAGACAGCAAUGUUACAGCAAUACCCUCAAGUCAUCUAACGGAAGCUUCACCAAGUAAUGUAUCUCAAGAAACUAACGUCACAGUGGUUCCUGGAACUCACUGGAACGAACACCCCGAGCUCAAUGUGACAAACGCCCCUCAAGGUGACGUUUCAGGACCACCCGAAACAAACGUGACACAUGGUCCAGGGGUACACGUUUGGGGUGAAGUGCCCCAUCCAAACGGGACAAAAGAACCUGCAGCAAAUGUUUCAGUGCUUCCUCCAAAUAUCCCAGGAAAACCUCCAAAUGGAGCCCCUGAAGACCCACAUUCAGGAUACCCAAGUGGCAUUUCUGACACCUCGUCAUUUGAAGAGAAUGUCAACAAGCUGGCAGGAGUGGCGCAGGCAAUCUGGGACGCCUUCUACGUCUUUCUGGCCCUCUUCUGCGCCUGCCUCGUGGCCAUCGUGGGUCUGAUUGUCAGAGGACGUUGCAAUUCCGCUUCAGGGACGGGGACAGCCCCCCUGCAGCUGUCGCCACCUACAACCCCAGGACAGCGUCCUAUCGCCUCGACAAGGUCUACGACAACCCCAGCUACGACACCAACGCAGUAUGAGAGGAGCGUCUAAUAAUCCUACGCGGACUAAUAUCCAGUUGAUCGCCUGAAGGAACUGGAGGAACUCCUCCUUCUUCUUCCUCCUUCGUUCAUUCAAGGAAGGAUUGUAUUUUUUCACAUAGGAGCUUUCAUAGGAUGUUUAUGACACGUUAAGGAACGCAAGGAACUCUUUCUUCCUUCGUCGUUUAUUAAUGGAAGCCUUGCAUUUUUCAUAGGAUUAUUUUUAGUCGAUUGUUUCACUUUUUUUUUUUUUUUUUUUUUUGCGCAAGGCUAAAAUGUUAUAUACACUUGUUUUUGCAUUAUGUUAAGAGAACUUAGCUACCCCUUUUUUUGUGCCAUAAAACCGGUUGUUCCUACAAAAUUCUCACCUUUAAAAAGAGCUUCUAUGAAAUUUAAACAGGAACUGUGACUGGAACAUUUACCGGGCUCUAAAUACAAAAGCAAAUGGAACACAUUCUUUUAAUGCUGCAAAAUGUUUGAUGUGGUGUUCUUGUAUGAAAUUAACAUGAGACUUCGAAACUGCAUAUGCAGGUUUUCCCACAUAAUAUGCUGGUUCCAGUAACUACGUGGAGAUAGGACGAACGAGAAUCUAUUCGCUUUUGAAUAAUCGCAUAGCAAAGAUUUUAGUUGACUCUCUUAAUGGCAGUUCUUGAGCUGUCAUUAUGGAAAGCACGAGAGACCACCUUCCAAAACAUUACAUCAAUGAGACACCACAGCUGAUCACAAGCACAAUACGGGUGCAAUUUGCAGCAUGCGCAAGCAAACGCACAUUCAAGCAUAAGGCCAUAGGCAACAAAAGGAACUAUUAUUUGGGGGAAAAUUUGAUGAAAAUAAAUACAGCAUAAAACUGUCAGUAAAAAGUAUCCUUUAUUCAACAUACACACACAUACAAGCACACA
This is a messenger RNA of Macrobrachium nipponense, 2971 nucleotides long. RefSeq lists its product as uncharacterized. The record is from RefSeq and is a predicted model, not a curated record. Bases 478 to 2085 code for a protein of 535 amino acids. The transcript is spliced from 9 exons. NCBI's taxonomy places the organism in Eukaryota, Metazoa, Arthropoda, Malacostraca, Decapoda, Palaemonidae.